This is a messenger RNA of Leptidea sinapis, 6675 nucleotides long. RefSeq lists its product as uncharacterized. The record is from RefSeq and is a predicted model, not a curated record. Gene Ontology annotation, biological process: regulation of transcription by RNA polymerase II. Gene Ontology annotation, cellular component: nucleus. The transcript has 6 exons. NCBI's taxonomy places the organism in Eukaryota, Metazoa, Arthropoda, Insecta, Lepidoptera, Pieridae. Bases 447 to 5903 code for a protein of 1818 amino acids. Gene Ontology annotation, molecular function: RNA polymerase II cis-regulatory region sequence-specific DNA binding; zinc ion binding; DNA-binding transcription factor activity, RNA polymerase II-specific.
GAACGGAACGAAGUACGAACCGACGCGGACGGGCCGCGGGCGACACCGAACUACAAGUACAACUAAAAACAGUUGAACAGUCAUCCGCGGCGAGGCUGCGUGCCUACCCUGUUUGAGGAAUGUGUGUUUAUUCGAUCCAAGCAGCUGUUAUUUAAUGUGAAUGAUUAAAUUAGUUUUACGCUGAUAGUGCCUGUUUAAAUUGCAAAAAGAGUGGUUUCGGCAACAGUCGUUAGACGUGUGUGCUCAUAUAAAAAUAAGGUCUGUUUAUGUGUGUGUGGUGGCGUGGAUCGUCGCGUAAUUAUUAACGAUGAUUCACUUGUGCGCGGGUGAAAUGCAGCCUAUCGGACUUGUUGACAUUCGUUCUGGAGGCGUAAACAAAUGAUAUCAAUUCAUAAUAUCAUGGUGGACUGAUUCAUACCGCGCCAGGUGUAAAAGUCGCGGUUACGAUGCCGUUGACUCAAGAAAAUCGUAUAGAAAACCAAUUUUCUAACAACAAUGACCAAAAUUAUCUACAUAAGAAGUUCAAAAAAAUGGCGUCGACCAUUUCAGUACUUCCAGCGGGGCCAUCAAGUUGUAUUACCAAAGACUCAAGCCCCACAGAGUCUGCUUGUGGUCCCACGAUACCUAAUGGAAGUAUAUCAGCAGCUCAUCCAGAAAUUGAAAAGAUUAAAGAAAACUACAACAGCCAGUAUGAUUUGAAAUCAGAAAACAAUGUACAAACUAAUUUUAGUGUUGAAAAUAGUAGGUUUAAUGAUGUAAAUAUUAUAAAUGUAUCUGGUAAAACCAGUUAUCCUGAAGAAUUUCUUAAUAAGACUGAAACCUUUGAAAAUGACCUCAGAGAAGCAUACACGGCAGGAGCUGGACGAUAUAUCUGCCCUUAUUGUAAAUUAUCAUGUGCCAAGCCAUCAGUUCUUCAAAAACAUAUCAGAGCUCAUACUAAUGAAAGGCCUUUUCCUUGUGUACCUUGUGGAUUUGCUUUUAAAACGAAAUCUAACUUAUACAAACAUCGUCGGUCGAGAACACACGCUUUAAGAUUACAAGGAACAGACGUUACUAAUUCACUGAACGAAGAAGAUUUAUCUGGUGGCUCAGAAAGCGAUAAUUCUAUGCCACCUGCGUCGAUUUCGGAGGCAGGAUUUGACGAUUCAAUGAUGCGUAUCGAUAACACGAGACAUGAAUUUUCGUCUCCUGAGCUGGUCAAUGAUAUUAGUGGAAAUCCUGCACUGGUAUCUGCAGCUAAUAAUAAAUCGAAAUCAAUAUAUAAGCCAAAGUUCAGAGCAUACAAAGACGAUGACAAAGAAAGAUUUAAGAGAUCUAUCUCGACAAAUGCUGAUUUUCUUACGGAACAUAUCUCUAAAAUAAUAUCUGAUAAUGAAGCCAUUGUUGAUGUUAUUGAAACCCCUUUACAAAAGAAAUAUAAUAAAAUUAAACAAAUUGCUGAAAGCAAACAAUUUUUGAACGAAGGUGAUAUAAAGUCGGAAGUUGCGCCUCUAAACUUAACAAAGAAUACGUAUGAUCUGGAUAACUUGUCUAGAAAACGAUCACAUUCGGAGAGUUUUGUACAGAAUGACGAAAUAAAACACCCACUUAAUCCCGAAGGCUCUAUAAUUAAGGAUAUAUUAUUAAAAGCUAAAUCAAACGGUGUUAAUUCUUUUAUGGUAGAAUUAGAAGACGGCUUAGGACCUAUUUAUAUUUGCCCACUCUGUCAAAUAAUUUACAGAAGUGCUGAGAAUUUGGAGGUUCACAGAUUAUAUUAUUGCAAAGGAAAUAUAACUGUAAAUUCUAACAUACAAAAAGAACCUAAAACAACAAGGCUAGAUCAAACUUUUGUAAGAAGCAAUUCGGUAAACGUCCGAUUACCAGAAAGUCCAAAUAUGCGUCACACAAACACAUCCUCAAAAUCACCACCGUUGAAAAGUAAACCAGAUAAUUUAAUUAUACUGAAGCCAGACGGUGCUGACGUUAUUGCACCAUUGCCGUCUCCAGGGCCACUUCUUGGGAACACUCGCCUUGUGGAUACUAGAGUUCCUAUUGAUUUUAACAGAAAGACAGAAUCCUUCAAAUUGAAAACAAAAGAAUCAAGUCCAAAGAGAAGAUUGGAAAGUAGAUCUGAUGUCUACAGCCCAAGAUUAAUAGAUAAUACUUCACCUCGAACUUUGGAUAAUAUGUAUGCGCAGGCAAAAAUUAGAUGCAUAGACACCUCUGGCCCCAUGAGAUCUAUAGAUGAAGCUAGACAUAACUCUACUUCCCUGCAAAUGUUUGGUGGUGAAGUAAAGAUAGUUGAUCAUUCUGGAAGCACUACAACGUUGCGUAUUGAGCCAAGUAAAAGUCAGUUAUCUCCAAUAAUGAUACAGCAAAGUCUUUCACCAUCCAAAUUUUUAAAUGAAUCCGAAGCUAGUAGUGUUGUCGUAAGGUCUGGCCUUCAUUCUGGCGGGACGAUAGUUCAUAACCCUCCGACCCCUAAAGAAAGCCAUACCACACCCCAAACUCCCAGAAUUAACGUGUCUACGGCAGCACAAGCGCAAAGUGCAGGCAUAUUGAAUAUUCAUGAUAUACCUCAUUUUCAAUUUCCUCCACUCAGUGCAAUUACGGCAUAUAAUCCACUCACACUACCCCCAUUGAGUCCCGUAAGCUCUCCUAAUGGCGCUUCUACUAUUUUACAUGGAGGAAAACUUAUCCCACAUGUCCCGGGAAUUCCAGGACCAAAUACGUCGGGAGUAUUUGUUGAAAAUGCAAAUACACAUUUUAAAAGUAAUAUGUAUAAAUCUGCCAAUAAAUCAAGUGAAGCUGUUCAGGAAAUAUUUCAUUCUCAAGUAACGGCGGCUAAAGGCGCCGUUGCGAUAAAUUAUGAUAAAAAUAUUAACAGUAGAAGUCCUAAGAUAAGAUUGACUAUCGCCGAAUCAGAAAAAUACAACCAAACUUCUAUUAUUUCAAAUACUAUAUCUAAUAUUCCGUUAAUCACAGUGAAAAACGUCGAUGAUGUAAAUAUUGGAACUAGAAAUAGUUUAUCUCAUAUUCGAUCUACAAUAUCAAAACAAGACAAUCUAUUGAAACGAAAUUCAGAAAGCAUGCAUAGAAUACAACGGCCACCGAGAGAAAACAGUAGCCCUACGAAUAAAGUAAAAAGUAAAGAUACAAAUUACAGAAGUUCUGAGAAAGCAAUCGUUGAAAAUGAGAUACGUACAUUUAAUUUUGAAAAUUUAAUAACUAAAGCGGAAAUUUACAAUAACCAGUUGAACAGUUCAGCGGAAGUACAAAAGAAUACUUAUACCCAAGAGAUUGUAAUUACAUCCACUCAAAAUGAAAGAUCUGAGACGUCUUAUUUCCAAAAAAAUUCAAUUGUUACAUCGACUUCUGAUGAAAGAAAACCAAAGUUUCUGAGGCCUUCAACUUUACCUUUGAAACCCGGCACAUUUACGCCAAAAAGACACCAUGGCAUUACUCCAAAUGCGAAUACUAUGCCUUUAGUGUCGCCUGAAACACCUCGUCCGGCGAAGGCUUAUGGACAACUUUACUUGAAUGGAAACGCAUACACUUACUUGGGCCUUAAGUGUUCAACGAAAGCAUUUUAUUGCACAAUAAACCGUCCACAGCCGACAUACGUACCGAACCAACAUUUUUUAUCAAUGUAUAGUAACUGGCAGCUACUGUCGGAGUUAACACCAGAUCCAUUAGGGCUGUCUGCUUCAUCAGCAAUGUCUCUAUACGACUCACGUCACAGACCACAAAAUGUUAGCGUCGCUCUCAUUAAACAGGAUCUCAUACUAACUCAUUCAUCACAAUGGAACACAACUUUGAAUGGAACGAAACAGACAGUACUGCCGAUAGAUUCAAAAAAAGUGGACGAUACCAGACCAUUCUCAGCCGAUUGUUCAUCAAUGCCUAAGAAAGAAUUGACUGGAGGGUUUGAGAGUAACGAAGAGUAUACAUACGUACGUGGCCGAGGGAGAGGACGCUAUGUAUGCUCGGAGUGCGGCAUUCGAUGUAAAAAGCCGUCGAUGUUGAAGAAACACAUUCGCACUCACACUGACGUGCGACCCUAUACGUGUGUUCAUUGUGCUUUCAGUUUUAAAACGAAGGGCAACUUAACGAAACAUAUGAAGAGCAAGGCGCAUUAUAAGAAGUGUUGCGAGUUAGGGAUCAAUCCUAACGAAGGAAAUGAUGGCGACGGUUCGGAAAUGAUGCCCUGUCCCGACGAUACGGAUGACGAUUCAGAAUCUGAUGGUGACGAUGGAAACGAAGCUGAAACCGAGUCCAGUGAUACAGAGGUAUUUAAAUCUCGAUUACCGGAACACGAGGCUGCCCAUUGCCUUCUGUCAUUAGGUGGCACUAGACUUACUUCAACAACCACACCUGGUUUGAUAACUAGUGCAAGGCCAUCUACUUAUCCCUACAGCCCAAUCCUUAUAGAAAACCCAUCAAAUGAAGUAUACCCAGACAAAGUAGAAGAUCCAAAAAAUAUAUCACUAGAAUCUGAUAAUAAUGAGCCAAUGGACUUAAGUAAAAGUGAUUUAAAAACACCACCUAGCACUAACGAAAUUCCAACAGCGAGAGAGUCGAGUGUUUUAGCUUCAUUAGCUUCCAAUACAGCAAAGCUUCCUCAACAGCAAAGUCAAUGGGUCAAUGGAGAGCCAAUGUUACACACAUAUUUAACAGAGAGAGCUCUUCUAGAUUCAAAAAUAAAACAAAGUCAACUUGCAAGUAGUGCAAGCAAAACCAUCAAAGUUGAACUAGAUAAGGCAUCACUCAGUGAAAAGGCGAAUAUUACAGAAGAUGUUGAAAACAUUGAUAUAACAAGUUCUUCACCACCUGCCGUUGUAAGUAGCACUGAUUCUGUUUUAGUAACCGACACAUCUAAGAUCGAAAAUUAUCCAAAAAGUGGUGAUGCACAAAAUUCAGCAAAUGCCGGUUUUGAAUCUAAAAGAUCUCAUACGCCAAACAAUUCUAACUCAGAGAACGCAAAACAAGUUGUAUCAGAAUAUUUGAAGCACGCCAGAAUAAGCCUAAUGAAGACACUGGAUGAUCCAUAUCAAAGUCAACAUGAUAAUGUUAAUGUGGAUACAAUUAGCAGUAAGGGUAAUUCGGAUGAUAAUGCUAUGAUUGAUGAAAAUUUUGAGAAUGAUACAAAGAAGUUAUCCAUAGAGGAUACAAAUGCAUCUAAAAUAGUUAUUGGUGGCGUAGCAUUUAAAGUGUCAAAGGACAAAGAUUUUGAAUCUUCAUUACCAUAUUCACCCAGUAAGUUAAUGGAUGAUGGUAGAAGAGUUUGUGAUUUUUGUAACAAGACAUUUACAAAACCAUCUCAAUUAAAAUUACACCUUAAUAUACAUUAUAUGGAAAGACCUUUUCGUUGUGGGGUCUGCGCCGUUAGUUUUCGAACGAAAGGCCAUUUACAAAAACAUGAAAGAUCAGGCUCUCAUCAUAACAAGGUUUCAAUGACAUCUACUUUUGGCGCCGCCACUUCCGUUAAUCCAAGACCAUUUCGCUGUUCAGAUUGCAAUAUAGCUUUCAGGAUCCAUGGUCAUUUAGCCAAACAUCUAAGAAGUAAAAUGCAUGUUAUGCGAUUGGAGUGUUUAUUUAAAUUACCAUUUGGGACAUUUACUGAAAUUGAAAGAGCAGGCCUAAGUUUGACAGAUAUUGAUACUACGGACUGUGCCAGUUCAUUAGCGAGUCUUCAAACAUUGGCCAGAAAGCUACAUGAGAAAGAUCCAAGUAAAUUGGAAUAUCGCGAGCCAAGUGGUUCUAUGACCACUCCUCCUGCUGGUAGGGAGAGGGAAUCUUCAGAGGAAGAAGAGAACGUUGCAGACAAGAUUUGUGAAAGUGAAAAAGAUAGUGAAUUGAGAACUAUUGCAAGUUUUAAUAGCUAUGAAACUGAACGAAAUAAUUAUAGUGCCACAGAUAAUUAAUUAGUGCCAAAUUUUUUUUAAGUAGAAUAUUUUUAUGUGCAAUUUUUGUUUUGUUAUUUUAUGGUGUAAUCAUUAUUAUUAUAGAGUUGAAACUCGGAUGCAUGUGAGAACAUUUUGAUGUGCUUUAAUUAUGGUAUGCAAACAAAACUAAUUAUAUACAUAUAUAUUUUUAUUUCAAAACAUUGUGAAUAAUUUGUAAAUAUUUCAAAGUUGUUAUUAAUAGUUGCUUCCAUAAUAAGGCUUAAUUAUAUAGUAACUGUUAAAAUAAGUCAUUCUUAAUGAUUAAGGAGUGAAUUUGUUAUCAGUUUCAUUGAAAGUAGAGGAGAGGCGUCAGAUUCCUCUUAGCGUUAUCUAAGUAUAAAUGUUGAGGUCCACAUAGUUCAAGAAAGCUUAAAUAUCAAUGAAACAUAUUAUUACUUACAAAUUUUUAAUGUCUUGUAGUAAAACUUGAUAAGAGCCGUUAUUGAUACACUUUUGUAUGUAUUUUUAUAAAAUAUAUACUUACUAUGAUUGUAUUUACAAGAAUUAACAUUCUACUUAAAAUUCUUUAUCGAUAAAAGAAAAAUUGGCAUAUCAACAUCCAUAAACGAAAUGUAAAAAACUUAAAAAGUCUUCCAUAUCGAAAAUAGAUCUUGUGCUAGAUAUUGUUUUUAAAUAGUUACUCUUGGGUGUAAAUUUGACUUGUUCUAUAUCUUUCAGUAGAAAGAUAAUUUCGUGAUUUUUAAAAUAUUAUAUACUAUAUUGUAUAAAAUAUAUAAACAAUUUGUUUAAA